CGGGCUCCGGCGCCGGCUUGUCGCUUCCUCUCGCGCGGCCCGGGGCGGCGGACGUGCGGGGAGAUGUCCGGCGGCCGGAGGAGGGGCAGUGCCCCGUGGCACAGCUUCUCCCGGUUCUUCGCUCCCCGCAGCCUUUCCCGGGACAAGAAAGAGGAAGAGGAGGAGAAGACGGGGCCGAGCCCGCCGUCCGCCCCGGGCCGGGCCGCUGCCAGUGUUGAAAAUCAACCCAUGAGCACAAGUCAGAAAAAGGAAAAUGUGCUUUCAUUAGAAGCAGUAAAGAGUCCCCAGUGUGAGGACAAAAAGAACCAGUCUGAGAAGCUCAUCUCUCUUUCAACACUGGAAGAUCCCAAAAAGCCAAAUGACCUUUCCAGUUCUACUUCAGAUAGCAAAGCAGGAGAAAGUGACAGACAACCAAAAGAAGGCUUUUUGCAUUUUCUUGGUAACCUUUUCAAUAUCUCAGGAAAGUCAUCUCUUGGUGAAGUGAAGCAGUCUUCUUUCAAAGAUGACCAUGGUAAAACUGAGCAAGAUUCACAGACUCCUUGUGACAGUCAUGUGGAAGAUAACAAAAGAGAGAAGGAGAUUUUCAGUGGCUCACUAGUAAUCCAAGGACUUCCAACAGAAGAACAAGAGCCCAACUCAGAUGAACUCUCAGAUGCCUUUUCUUUGGAUACAACACAAGACAGUGAACAGGAAACCACUGAUUUGCUGAAACAAAUUGGUGGUAAACCAGAGAGGCCUUCAGUAUCAUAUGCAACAUAUCAAGGGCCCAGACAAAUUAGGAAGUAUUUAAAGCAACAGAUCAUGUUGGAAACUGUGGACCCCUUAGACAGAGAAAAUGAAAGUUCUGAUUCUAGUACAAACACAUGCAUCGGCCCUAGAAGUGAAAUGGAGGCUGGGAUAAUACCAUUGUCAUCAGCUAGCACAGGCAUACCCAUGGAAGCCUGUUUGCUUGGAGACCCAUUAGAAGACUGUAAUUACAGCAAAAUAAAUCUCAACACAGAAAUCCAUCUGACGUAUGAUCCAGAACUGCAGAAUAUUGCCUCUCUUAAAGAUGUUUUAAAUAAAAAUGGUCCUGGGGGACCUGAGAGAAGUCAAUCAUCCUCUUCUGUGACUAACUCCAGCUAUGCUGUUAGCGAAUCUGCCUUACAGCAUCAUUUAAGUCACAUACCUGUUCCUCAGAGUGACAGAAAUUUGGUGUGUUCAGCAUCACUUAUAGGAAGUAAGAGUGGCAAAGUUUAUUGCAAUCCAGAAUUUCGAAGGAAAACUAAAACAGAAAAUAUUGUGAGAGAAAACUGCUCUGUGACAGAUGAUGGGACAUUGUUGCACAGAAACACGCACAUUGAGCCUCAGAAACCUGCUGUGUCUGAUUUCUCUUGUAGUAAAUUUGAUAAGAAUGACACUACCGGACUGGAAACUACAAAUUUGUCAAGUCGGAAUAAAUCAAUUAGGCAUGAAGAUCUUCAUUUGCCCGAGAGUGAGUGUUCUGAUAAGCAAACUUUAGAUAACUCAUCAGUGCAGGCUGUCACUGAUGCCAGCACUAUUGCUGUCCAGGGGCCUGCUGUAACAGACACAGAACUUGUAAAUGAAGGAAAGAAGUUACCUUCCCAAGGCUCACAUAAAAAUUUGGCCAUUACAGAAAUCAAGCAAGAAACAGAAAGUGUCUCAACUGGUGAAUCCACAGUAUCGAGUCAUAUAAAAACUCUAGAAGACAGAAUUGACUCAUUAACCAAAGAUAGUGACCAGUUGUUUGAAACAGAAGCCAAAAAUCUUGAUUUUGGGCCACAUGAUAAAUCUGCUUGUAUUAUAAAUCAAAAUGACCCUGCCUCUGAAAAAUUCAAGAGUGAAUCAUCAGUUGUAGCAUAUUUAGAAAAUAAAAUAGCACCUGAACUGAAUUUUGAAUGUAGUAGAAAUCACAGUUCUGAAUCUCCUCUUUACUCUAAGAGCUUUCAACAAGCCAAAGUGUCACCUGCUGAUAAAACAUCUCUUGGUCUUGACUGCAAAAAAUCAAAUUUUCAUACUUUAUCUUCCGCCUUUGUUUCUGGAAUUAACAGCCUGAGUAACCUGGAUCUCUCUGUUUUAAAGAGCGGAGGGUCUUCUGUGCCUGUUGGAACUGAAGAUGCCAACAUUUUUAUUUCCCAUCAGCUUAGUAAGUGUCCAAAGGAAAAUGUGGCAAAUAAUGUUGAAGUUUCAGACAGGAAGAGUCUUUCUCCUCCCUUUCACCUCAAAUAUGCAUCUAAAAUUCUUGAAUCCAAGGAAACUCUUCCGGAUAGGAAAAAAUUCCAGUUUCCUCCAGGUCCUGAAGCCUGUGGCACUCACUUAACUGGGGUGGACCCAUUGAACUUGGAGACUGGAAACCUCUCUAAAGUUCAUGGCAACAUUUCAUUUCCUUCAAACACUAAAGUGAGUGAGAAGAUGAUAGAGAAGACUGAUUCUCUUUCUUUGGAAACCAAAACUGAUAACAUUGCUAAAAUUUUAUCAAAAGCUGAUAUUGAUGAUCAGGACAGAGCUCCUUUUGUUUCACAGUAUGGAAGAGGAAAAUCUAUAUCCUUGUCAGACGUACCCGUUUCCCAGGUGGAGCCCAAAGACAUUUGUCAGCAUAAAGUUUCUUCUUCUCUGUUAGAAAUUACAGAUGAGCCAGCAAAAUCUCUUUUAUCAAAAUUAACUUCUCCAGAGUUUAAACAGGACAAAAAUUCUCAGUUGAUGGAGCAUAAGGAGAAACAUUCAAAUGCUGGUUCAGAUGCUGGUUUCGAAGAGAAUUGUCAGGCUGAGGUGUCUUCUGCUUCCAAACAUCAACAUAUACAAGAAACAGAGGGAGCUGCCUUAGGUGAUCCUACUCUUCUCAGAAAUAAUCUGCCUGAGGUUUUACAUCCUGUUCAGAAGGAGGAAGUCACUAGAAAUGUGGCACAAAAUUGUGAUGCCAGUCCUUGUGUCGUUCAUCACUCUUUCGCCAUUUGUGGAACUAAAAAGCGUUCUACUCUCUCAGAAAUGGCCGAACUUGGCUUAAAUAAAAUUGCUUCAGAGUUCCAAAGCACACAGGUAAAUUCACCUAUUCUGGAUUCUGAUAGCAAUUUGAAAAGUAAUAUGUUUACAUUUGAGGAUUCUGGCUUGCUUAAUGUAUCUUCUGACUUGGGAACACAAAGAAAAGCCUUAUCUUACAGGAAGGGAGAAAACAAUCAUUUUCUGAGUGGUAGGACUGAUAGUGCAUCUUCUCCCUCUCAUCAUUCUGAGGAAGUUAGCAUGGUUAUGAAUUCACAUAAUACUUCAAAAAACUUCAAUUCUGUGGAAGUUACCAUAGAUCUCAUAUGUGCAGGUGCCUCUAUAACUGAGUCACUGGACCCUAGUAGUUCUUAUUUGGAACUAGAGACUCCUAUCCCAACUGAGGAAGAAGUGACUGCAUUUCAGAAAAGUGUUGAGAUUCAUUCUAGUAGAGUACCUCCUGAUUUCCCAAACAUUGCUCAGUGUGACAGACCCCUGGAGUCAGGGGUGGAAGCAGUUGCUGGAGCCUCAGUGUCAGUUAACAGCUCCAGUCAGCAGUGUUCUGAAUCAUCUGCUGAGCACACAGAAGCAAGGAGAAGAGCACAUGACCAACUUUUGGACCUGAAAAGUGAUUUACUCAAAAAAGCUGAUACAGUUAUUGAGGAGGUUUUUCAUUCUGUCAGGGAAGAACUAAAGUCCAAACAAACAGUUGGUACUUGCGAGAAACAUAAAGCCAUAGAUGGUGUAAUGAAUCCAAGUACCCGAAAAAAAGACAUCCCUGAGAAAAACCCAUCAGAAGUGGCAUUAAGAGGAACCCAACAGAAACACUGUUUGAAAGAUCAGGGCGUGGAAAACAUGUCAGAAGAAGAAGAGAAGGACUAUGUUUCACCUACUGUUGGUGAGACAAGUCUCCUUUUUUAUUCUGAUAGAAUGAAUGUGCCUUGCUUGUUAGAAGAUCAAGCUAGAGAGUUAGUCAAUAAGGCUAUUUGUUCAGCCCAAGAAACUUUGAGAUUUGAUGGUUUUGAAGAUACUGACAAUACCUCAGAUUCUGAACUUCAGGCUAACCCUUCAAAAAUUCUGAAAAGUGAUAGUGUUAAACAACAUGAUAUAGUUAGGGAGUUCUUGGUAUCAAAAAAGGCAAUAAAUCAAAGCACAUGUGAAAUUAGUGAAAAUAAAAUAUUGAAUAGAUUCUUAUCUAUAAGUAACUUAGUUAAUGGCACAGAGUCAGCUAAAGGAAGAGAAAUUGUUCUUUACCAAAACUCCCCAAUUUCUGGAAAAGGAGCUGGACAAUCUGAUAGUAUAAAUUUGCAGAAAUCGGAUACUAUUUUAACAGCUGAAGAUAUGUCCAAUAAAGGGUUAGAUGAUAGGGUAAAAGCACAUUUAUUUCUCAGUAAGAACUAUAAGGAGACAACAGGACUAGAGGAUGUGGAUAAUCAAAAAAUUGGGACAGAUGAUAGAGGAACUCUUCUGUUAAAUUUCAGAUGGCCUUCAUGUGUGAAUGAUGAUGUCCAUGCACCCAGUACAUCUAAGAGCAGUUUGUCUGACAGUCUUGUAUGUAUAUCUGAAAAAAGCUUGCCAGGACAUAGUAAAAGCACACCCCUUGUACUGUCAGAAAUAGGGAAAGUACACAAGAAAGAUAAUGAAGUAAAUGUAGGAAAAAUUGACCAUGUACCUUCCAUGUUAGAAAUGGGAAAAACAAACAAAAGGGAUGCUGAAUUGAACAUUGUCAAGUAUGAGGUAGUUCUUCCUGUGUUAGAUACAGGAAAAGCAUGUAAAAGGAGAGCUGAAUUGAAUAUUACAAAAGUGGAGUCAGAAGCUCACAUUUUUAAAGUGGAAGAAGCAUACCAAAUGGAUGCUGAGCAAGAUCUGGAAAAACUGGAGGGAUUAUGUGUCACUUCAGAAAUGGAAAACGCUUACCAGAUGAAGAAUACCGAAAGGGAUAUUGUAAAGAGUGAUGUGACACCUGUUACAAUAGAAUUGGAAAAUAAUUACCAAAAGCAUGCUGAAGGAGAUGUUGGCAAGACUGCAGUAACAUCUGUUACAUCAGAAGUAGAAAAUACCUACAAAAAAGAUGCUGAGGGAAUUACUGAAAAGGCUGAAGUGAUAGCUGUUACAUCAGAAAUGGAAGACUAUCAAAAGGAUGAUGGAGGGAGUGUUGCAGAGACUGAGGUGACACCUAUUGGAUUAGAAAUGGAAAAUAUUUACCCAAAGAAUGCUGAGAGAGAUAUUGAAAACGCUGAAAUGACAACUAUUACUUUGGAUGUAGUAAGUACUCACCAGAAGGAUGCCAAGGGGGUUACCAGAGAGAGUGGGAGCCCAGUGUUGGAAAUGGGAGCUGCUUACCAAGAGUAUGCUGAAGAGGUUAUUAGGAAUAUUGCAGUGGUGCCUUUUCUAUUAGAUGUGAGAGAAACAUAUGAAAGGGCAUCACCCAUCUCUGUAGAGAUGGACAAAAGUUACAGGAGAGAUACUGAAGAAACUAAUGGAACAUUUGAGUCCAUGCCUUCUAAGGUGGGAAUAGAAAUGACAUCCCCAGAGGAUUCUGGUGAAAAUAUUGGGAAACAUGAAGUAUUACCCACAGUGGUAGACAUUGGGAAAACACAUGGAAUAGAACUGGAAUUGACCGUUACACAAGUGGAGGCCGUGCCUCCUGUGUUUGAAACUGAAAAGGUACCUCAAGAGUAUGCUGAAGGGAGUGUUGGAGAAAUAGAGGAAGAGCUCACUGAAAUAAAGGAAGGCUUGAUACUGCAUGCUGAUAGACUUGCAUCACACUUCAGAGGGUAUGAAUCCCCUACAUUAAGUAAGGAUUAUGAGGGCUAUCCUGCCUUAGCAAUGCCAGAUUUUCAGCCAGAAGAUACAGCAGGAAGGCUCCACAAAAUAAUGUCUGUUUCUGUAGUAUAUGACAAAAGGAGAGAGCAAGAUUGUAACGAUGAAAAAGAAGAAUCUAAUUUAGCCUUUGUUUCUCAGGAAGAACAAGAAAAUUCCUCUUUUACUAUAUUAUAUGAGGAGCCUCUUCAAGAUGAGAAGUGUGCUUCUGCAGAAGUAAGAGGAAUACGGCCUGUCUUGUUUCCUGAUAUGUCUUCUGAUAGCUUGCCUGUUGUAGCAUGUGAAAGGUCUGAGAGUAGAACUGACCUUGUCCAUCAUUUUGAAAAAGAUGUUAAAUUAAGUGAGACAUUUGAUGGUGAUAUUUCAGAAAUGUUCUUGUCAGUGGAGGCUAAAAGGUACAAAAUUUAUCCCUUGGCUCUGAGUCCCAUUUAUGAGGAUGAUAGCUCACAGGAGGAUAUUCUGUCCAGUGAGGUCUCACCUGGUCACCAUGGCUCCACAAAAUCAAGAGAAAGUACAAACCAGUCCUCUUCAGUCUUAUCACUUCUCCAGUCAGUAUCAGAGCGUUUAAAGAUGAAUUUUGAUGAAGAUGAUAGACAGGUGGCUGAAGAAGAAGAGGAGGAGGAAGAAACAUUGCCUGAAGGUCUCGGAGCUCAAAGGAGGGAGCGUGUUACCUUCCAUGUGCCAGACCCUUCCAUCACAUUUCACCCUGACCAUGAUGAGGACCAGGAAUGCACUGACAUUUCUAAGAACACAUAUGCAAGGUCGAGUGAACCCACGCAACCCACCACCUCCAAUCUGCAGAUUGGUCUGUGGCCAGAAAAGCCUUCAUUGCCUCAAAAAUCUGACCUUACUUCUAAACUGCAUUCUUCUUUAAAGAGUGUCUAUCGGCAGUAUUUGCAGACUUCUCAGACUUAUUCCUCAGAAAAAGGAGCCAAGUUUGGUGGGACUUUUCAGGAACCAAUCUCCAAAUAUUUCCGUGUUCAAGACAAUCCAGACAGAUUGAGCCCAUAUAUAGAGAAUGUUGACAAACAAACUCUGAGGUGUAACCCACGACCUGGGAAGAUGGUUAUCUAUGAUCUCCAUGGAAGUAAAUAUAAACAAGAGAUCUACCGUAAUGUUCCUGAUGCUACAGCAUGGGCUUUUCUGAAUGGAGUACUGAUAAAAGUUGUAAGGGGCUGCUGGAUUUUAUAUGAGAAACCACAUUUCCAAGGCCAGAAAUGUGUGUUAGAAGAAGGAGAAACGGUAUUAAAUCGUGACUGGAUUCUUCAUAACAGAAAGCACCCACAAAGAAACUUUGUAUUGGGUUCUAUCAAACGAGUCCUAAAGAAUUGCAGCCUUCCAGAGAUAGAGCUUCACCCACAGUCUGACCUGGCUUGUUGUCCUGUGUAUAUACAGAGAGCAGUUCCUGACCUGGAAGAACUGAACAUUUCCAAAUCUGUGUCCUUCACUGUGAAAUCAGGAGUUUGGCUUGCCUAUCCAGAUAUUAAUUUUAAGGGUCAAGCUACAGUUUUAGAGGAAGACCAUGGGCUCUUUGAGAUUUCUGCAGCAGAAAUGAAGUCAUUGCAUCCACUUCAAAUGGGUGGACUAAAAGUGGAAAUGCCUAUGAAUUUAAAGGUUAUUAUUUAUGAAAAGCCUCACUUCCAUGGACAGGCCAAAGAGUUUAAUGAACAUAUAGAUUCUGUCCCAAAAUUUUUAAAAAAUAAUGGGGACUUUCAUGGAAUUGGAUCAAUUCGUGUCAUUGGUGGAGUGUGGGUUGCCUAUGAAAAAGAACAUUUCAAAGGCCAGCAGUUCCUGCUUGAAGAAGGAGACUUUGAAGAUAGUAAUGACUGUGGGGCACUAAGUGGCCCCAUCUUGUCUUUCCGGUACUUACAAGCUAAUUUUAUAGAAUCUUCUAUCACACUGUUUGAAUCUGACGUAGAAAGUGGGAAGUUUAUUGACAUUUCAAAUCAGGAAAUUUCAGACUUAGAAGAAAUUGGCUUUGGUAGUGAAACAAGAUCCAUUCAUGUUAAAAAUGGAGUAUGGGUUGCCUACCAGCAGAAAUUCUUCUGUGGAGAACAGUACAUUUUAGAAAAAGGGAAAUACAAAUGCUUUUUUGACUGGGGAGGAUCAAAUAAUGUAAUCAUGUCAAUUCGACCUAUUCAACUGGAGCCACUUGGGAUAAAUGAGCCUCCACAUUUGGUCAAAGCAUUCAGUAAACCAGGGUUCCAAGGUGAAUGCGUAGAUUAUACAAAAGAAAUUUCUGAUUUGACAUCAUUCACCCCACGUUCUUUUAAAGUUCUUCGGGGUUGCUGGCUCCUCUGUUACCAAGAGGACAUUUUCUACAGUCAGUGUGUGUUAGAAGAAGGCCUCUAUGCAGACCUUACUUCCUGUGGCUGCCCAACGUCUAGAGUUAUAUCCCUUAAGCCUAUUGACUAUGUUUUUGAAGAGCCUUCCAUCAGCCUCUUUGCUCUGGAACAUUGUGAGGGAAGAGAGUUACAUCUGGAGGAUGCUGUAAACUCGGUUUUGAACAAGGACCUACAUUUUUAUACCCAGUCUGUGUGGGUGAAAAGUGGACUAUGGAUAGCUUAUGAAGGAUCCAAUUUCUUGGGAAGACAAAUCCUACUUGAGCCUAAUGAGAUCCCAAAUUGGACAGCAUUCAGUGGCUGGAAAACAAUUGGUUCUCUUCGUCCCAUGAAGCAGCCUGCAGUGUAUAUCAGAAUAAAGAACCGAGCCCAGAAUGAGUACCUGACAGUCACUGGAAAUCCAGCUGACACAAGGGCAGUGUCUGUAUGCAUCUCUCCCUACAGUGGAAAGAACACUCAGAUCUGGCACUACUGUCGGGGACUCUUUAAAUCUAAGGCCAGUGAUACAUGUCUUGAUGUGAUUGGCGGUCGGGACACACCUGGUGCCAAGGUGGCCCUACGGACUGAACAUGGACAGUCCAGGCAGAAGUGGAGACUCAAUAAAAACGGAACUAUCAGCUCUUAUCUCAGUGAUCAGCUUGUCCUUGACGUUAAAGGAGGAAAUUAUUAUGACAAGACGCAUGUAAUUGUAAAUCAGACCCUGGAAGGACAGGAAACACAGAAAUGGGACAUUGAAAUACUGUGAGAAAAUCAGCACCCUUAGAAGGAGCAAAAGAACCUCAGCCUCCCUCAUUGUCUUAGGCAUUUGGAAAAGAAGCUACUGUGUCCUCACCUGCUGGAACCCUAAGCAGAAUGAAUUUUUUCCCCAAUCUCCAAUACUAUUGCUCUUCAACCACUGAAAAGUUCAAAAUGACUCUUGCCAAUUAAGAAUUCCUAUGAAGCAAAUAUUAUUUCUAAAAAAGGUUUUAUUCAGAUGGAUCCCAGUAGUGGUGAGCAAGUGUCCUGAAUUCUAUAUUUUCUCUCCUACCCACCAAACAUGAAUCCUGUAUCUGAUGACUCUUUACAGGACAGGGGUGACACUAUCACCUGUAUUGGUUAUCAGUACCUUCAUGCUGGUUACUUCUACGAGUGUACAGGGAAACAAACUCUCCUAAGUCAUCAUUCUGUUACAAAGAUUAAUAAUUUUUAAUAUCUGAAAACAUUUAAUAAGCCUGUUAAGCUGCUGUUGUAUUAAGUAAGCCUUCAAGUUUCUAUACUGAAGCUUUUAUAACUGAAGCAUCCCAUAAGUACUUAAACAGUACUUUUAACUGACUCUAGAGAGGGACUGCUGCAAUAUCAGGAGUAUUUUAUGUGGCCAUUCUUCACUCAAAACAAACAAACAAAAAACAUAUAAAUAAACCUACAGUGCCAACUUCUAAAGUUACAAUCUAAUGUUAACAAAGAUACCCCUCUAGGCAGCUAGACCCUUAACAGUAGCUCCUAUCCUGGUGCUAAGACCUUGUCCUAGAUUUUGCCUGAUUCGCCCUUAAGGCAAAGUGUUUAGAAAGACGGUGUUAUGUAAGAAUAGUCAGAUUUUUUUUUUUUUUUUUGGUCUGGAGAAGUAAAAGGAAAUGCCAAACACGCAAAUUAAAACAAAGUAGUUUGAGCUUUGACCUUAACGUCUUACCCUUAGAGUAAAGGUGCAAUGAUUUCUGUACUUAAGGACACAAAAUUCAGUUUCCAUUCUCAUUUUUUAGAACUCACAUUGAAACAAAAUCAGGUAGGAAAUCAUCUCUGACUUGGUAAUCUAAAUACUACCUUGAAUAGCACAAUUUACAAGUAUUUUUCCCUCGAGUUGUAUUUAAACUUACCUUGAGACAGCUGUUCCUUUCAUCCACCUAUUUUUGCCAGAAGGCAGGAAAAUGUUCUAUUUUUAUAUAGAAAAAUUAAAAUAUCCAGUGAUAUUUUAAAAUCAACCUUUAUGCACUUUAGAAUAUAAAAUAACAGUGAAUAGUUUAAACUCAAAGAGGCCACUAGUUUGAGUAUUUUUAUAGGCUUGGUAUUUUCAUGUAAAUACUGGUUGUCUCCCUCCUCACCCUUUCAAUCUCAGGCUCUUUACCUUUUAAGCAGCAUCUGAAACUCCCUUACAUCCCCAGAUGUUGAAUGCCUCCCCUCAAGCAUGUGGUGGUAUUAAAUGAAACUCAUGUUACAUGGAAAACUAUUUUACUGGGGGGCUUGCAUAUACAUAAAAGGUAUGUAUAUUAUCAUUGUGAAAAACCAACUUAAAAAAUUGUUCACAAGUUUUCGAGAGCCAAAGAAGCUCUAUAAAGAAGUUGUUAGUCCAAAGAACAAAGACAAAGCCAGGUUGAUGACAUUCAAUUCUACAAGCCACAUUUAUUGGAGUUGUGCCUAUUCUACCACACUGGACUAAAUAAACUUUCAGAAGCAUGGUUUGGUCACA
Messenger RNA from Chinchilla lanigera (long-tailed chinchilla), 10581 nucleotides. RefSeq names its product beta-gamma crystallin domain containing 3 (gene Crybg3). Gene Ontology annotation, biological process: visual perception; lens development in camera-type eye. Bases 64 to 8886 code for a protein of 2940 amino acids. Gene Ontology annotation, molecular function: structural constituent of eye lens. The record is from RefSeq and is a predicted model, not a curated record. The transcript has 22 exons. Lineage: Eukaryota; Metazoa; Chordata; Mammalia; Rodentia; Chinchillidae.